UACAGAGACAGUAACAGAGAGAGAGAGUGAGGCGAGCUUCCGGAGGAAAUGGAGGCGGCUACAUUUGCUUCUUCAAAAAUUCUGACCGUCGGAUCUUCAUCCUCGUCGUUGCCCUCCUCUUACCAGUCCGAUGCCCAUUCUCUACAAUUCCUCCGGUACGACCUCAACGGGAGCACAUUCAAAUUCAAAUCAUCUAGGAGCUUCUCAGUUCGCGCCUCCGCUGCUGGUGGUGGAGAUUCUGCGGUGACUCUGCUUGAUUACGGAGCCGGCAAUGUUCGAAGUGUCAGAAAUGCAAUCCACAGUCUCGGCUUCGACAUCAAAGACGUGCAAACGCCUGAGGACAUUCUAAAUGCAAAGCGCCUUAUAUUCCCUGGGGUUGGGGCAUUUGCCGCUGCCAUGGAUGUGCUAAACCGGAAUGGGAUGGCUGAAGCACUAUGUUCUUACAUUGAGAAUGAUCGCCCGUUUCUAGGAAUUUGCCUUGGGUUACAGCUACUUUUUGAGUCAAGUGAGGAGAAUGGACCAGUAACAGGUCUUGGCUUGAUUCCUGGUGUAGUUGGAAGAUUUGAUUCAGCUAAUGGCCUCAGAGUACCUCAUAUUGGCUGGAAUGCACUGCAACUAACCCAAAACCCUGAGAUUUUGGAGGAUAUUGGAAACCGUCAUGUCUAUUUUGUUCACUCAUACCGUGCCAUGCCGUCAGAUGAUAACAAUGAGUGGGUAUCGGCUACCUGUAAUUAUGGUGACGAUUUCAUAGCAUCUGUGAGAAGGGGAAACGUGCAUGCUGUUCAGUUUCACCCAGAGAAGAGUGGAGGUGUUGGCCUUUCUAUAUUGAGAAGGUUUUUAUAUCCAAAGUCUUUGAUGACAAAGAAGCCAGUUGAAGGUACGGCUUCACAGCUUGCGAAGAGGGUAAUUGCUUGUCUUGAUGUGAGGACAAAUGAUAAAGGCGAUCUUGUGGUGACCAAAGGAGACCAGUAUGAUGUAAGAGAGCAGACAAAAGAGAAUGAGGUGAGAAACCUUGGCAAGCCAGUGGAUCUUGCUGGACAGUAUUAUAGAGAUGGGGCUGAUGAGAUUAGUUUUUUGAAUAUUACCGGUUUCCGGGACUUCCCUCUAGGUGAUUUGCCAAUGCUACAGAUAUUGAGAUUUGCAUCAGAGAAUGUUUUUGUACCCUUAACAGUUGGAGGUGGUAUUAGAGAUUUCACUGAUGGAAAUGGCAGGUACUACUCUAGUUUGGAAGUUGCUUCAGAAUAUUUCAGAUCUGGUGCAGAUAAGGUUUCCAUAGGAAGUGAUGCAGUUUAUGCUGCAGAAGAAUAUUUAAGAAUUGGGGUCAAAACUGGAAAGAGCAGCUUAGAACAGAUCUCCAGAGUUUAUGGAAAUCAGGCAGUGGUUGUAAGCAUUGAUCCUCGUAGGGUGUACCUGAAGAAGCCCGAUGAUGUACCGUUCAAAGCUAUCAGAGUAAGAGACCUUGGUCCUAAUGGCGAAGAAUAUGCCUGGUAUCAGUGCACAGUAAGCUUUCCCUGUUUUCUUUUUAUUAUGAAGUGUUCAAACCUGUAGCAAUGUAGUAGAAUUUGCUUCAAAGGGCCUCAAGACCAACUAGUAAAUGAAUUGUUCGCAAGUUGUUGAUAAAAGUUAUUGGGUUGAAGGGUUGUGCAAUUUACAGGUGUUGGAGUAUGGUGGAUAUAUUCCAGCAACCUUGCAAUACAGGGUUUUGUUCAUAGAUGAGGCUUAUUUUAUGUAGGGAACCCACCCCAUGCUGUUGGGUUUGGGGCAGCAAGCCCAUCCCUUGUUUAGUUCGAGUAUGGAUGUUUUGCAUUGCGGAGAGGAUAGUAUGGACAAGAUUCCGAUGUUUGGUGGUGUGUAAAGAUUUGUAGUUUUAAAUAGCACGCAGUGGCCUCUGGUGUGAAGAUGCAAGUAAGUGGAGGGUCAGAGUAGGUGGUUGUAAAUGCAACUCUGAGGGAAGAGCAAGAUGGUAUGUUUGUAGGCCCUGUUUCAGCCUUUCAUUUGCCUUUUUCCAUCAAGGUUUACAUAUCAAUAGAAGAAAAGACUCUAAUCAAUGCCUCACUGCAAUCUUCUUGUACAAUAAGCUUUUGUUAUAAUGUAAAGCCAGAACCAUUAAAUGCUCUUCUGUUCAUAUUCGUUUUUGUGUUUCUUGUUUGUGAUAAUGCACUUUUAAUUUAUUUUCCUCAAUGAGGUCAUGGAUCUUACUUCCAUUGCUAUUCUUGUUUCAUAUAUUUAAUUAUUUUUGGGCUCCUGAAAUCACCUUCUGUUGACCAUUCUUAAGGUCAAUGGUGGUCGAGAGGGUCGUCCAAUUGGAGCUUAUGAGCUUGCAAAAGCUGUUGAGGAGUUGGGAGCUGGAGAAAUUCUGCUAAACUGCAUCGACUGUGAUGGUCAAGGGGAAGGAUUUGACAUAGAUCUAAUAAAGCUGAUCUCUGAUGCUGUGAGCAUCCCUGUAAUCGCUAGUAGUGGUGCAGGAAUGGUUGAACACUUUUCAGAGGUUUUCAAGAAGACAAAUGCAUCUGCUGCCCUUGCUGCAGGAAUUUUUCAUCGUAAGGAGGUGCCAAUUCAGUCUGUGAAAAACCACUUGCUAGAGGAAGGCAUAGAAGUUAGAAUGUAAUCUAUUCUUGCUCUACCAACUUCGAGAUGCAGUCAGAGGAGGCGGCUUCCAACUUACUGCUGCGAAUCCCGAUUCUGAAACGUUUGAACUGUGAGUUAGAUUUAGUAUGUUAAUUUUUAUAUUUGUAGCCUUGGUUUUUUGGGAUAUCGACAGUUUGAGAUGUUAGACUUAUUCACACUUUCUUACAUAAAUGUUGCUAGCUUGAUGCAUUUUUCGCUUGUCUGCGUUGUUUGCGGUUGCAUGUGCUGUCCAAGGUUUUUUUUUUCAAAAUUCUUUCAGACAAAUUAAUAGUUAUUGCAGUUUUUUUAUUGUCAA
Molecule: messenger RNA, 2923 nt
Organism: Ilex paraguariensis (yerba mate)
Lineage: Eukaryota; Viridiplantae; Streptophyta; Magnoliopsida; Aquifoliales; Aquifoliaceae
Source: the annotation of a GenBank genome assembly